CAGAAGGGUGAGAGGCUCCACGAGGAACAACAUAUCAAGGAACUCAGUGCCUGAGAUAUAAAUAGAGCAAUUACGAAGUACGAGAUGACUCUAAUCUACUUAAUGUAAAGCAGUAUGAUGGUCUUCACUAUGGUAACAUUUAUCAGCUUUCUGGUACUAUGGGCAGGUUACCACGCCUUUGUAGUGCCUACCAAUGAUGAGAGUACAUCAAAAGAAUUACUUGAGUUAUCAUAUGACAAGAUAAGCAAGAGUACUGGUUUGCAAGAGCCCAAGUUGGAAAGUAAAGAACAUUUAGAGUCACAUAUUAGAGGUGAAGGAAUCGUGCUCCAGUCAAAAGGUUCGACAAUUUUUCUACAGAGUUCUAUUCAGCAGCAGUUAAGGGUAUCAAAGUAUCGUAAUAGGAAUUCAUAUGUACUAACAGGAAUAACCGCAACACUCCUCAAAACUUUACAAGAUCUAGAAAGUAAAUCUGAUAAAAAAAUUAGUCUCAAAGGUGUUGAAACACAUCUGAUGUCAAAACAGGAGCAGCUUAACACUCAAGGUUAUGGGCAAGGACUUGAGAAACAGACUACUGAACAUUAUUUGCCUAUACCUGAUAUCCAGGAAACAAAUAUAGUGAAGAAACAAUACUUAAAUACUAGAGACAAACAUAAAGUACAGAAGUUAACUACACGAGACAAAAAAACAAUUAAUGUAUAUGAUCUUAUUUCUGAAAGUCAUAGGAAUGAUGAACAAAUGGAAGCCACAUAUCUUGAUGGUAGUGAUGAUGAUAAUUUUUUCAAAGAAAGUUCCACGUCAAAUGAGGAAAGGUCCAAAUAUUCAGAGAAUCAUUAUGAUAUUGAGGAAAAACAAUUUAAAAUGAUGGACAGAAUUAACAGUCCUUUGGCACAUACGGACAUAGAUAAUAUUGGUAAAAAUGAAGGGAAUGCUGAUGGUAUCUUCAAUAGGAAUGGUUAUAAAUAUUUUAACACUUUAUAUACACUGUAUUCUUUAAUUAUAUAUGUAGUAAAUCAGGAUUAUGAGGAAAAAGAAAAUGUUCUAACAUGGGAAAAAGAGAAUCCAUAUAUAGAAAGUGAGAGGGACUUAAAACACAACAAAGAGAACUCAACAUUAUAUGGUUUAAAACUAAUUGAAGAACAAAAGAGAAAAGACAGUCCUUUGGCACAUACGGACAUAGAUAAUAUUGGUAAAAAUGAGGGGAAUGCUGAUGGUAUCUUCGAUAGGAAUGGUUAUAAAUAUUUUAACACUUUAUAUACACUGUAUUCUUUAAUUAUAUAUGUAGUAAAUCAGGAUUAUGAGGAAAAAGAAAAUGUUCUAACAUGGGAAAAAGAGAAUCCAUAUAUAGAAAGUGAGAGGGACUUAAAACACAACAAAGAGAACUCAACAUUAUAUGGUUUAAAACUAAUUGAAGAACAAAAGAGAAAGGACAAAUAUCAAAAGGAACACCAACAUGUGGAAACAAUUAAUCCAGCUCCUCUAAUCUCACAUGCUAACAUUACUGAAACUGCAGAAACCCCAAAAAAUAUCAGUAAAACAACUUAUGAUUUGGACCUUUCAGAAAGUGAUGGUAAUUAUGAGGUCAUAAAUUUACUGCCUCUUGAAAAAAAUGAAGAAAUAGGGCCGACUGAUGCAACAGAUGAACAUUUAGAAAGUUCCGGGUGGAAGAUUUAUGUAAUAAUUUCUGCUUCAGUUUUAGUGUGUUUAAUACUGGUAUCAUUCUGUGUGGGUUAUCUAGCAAAAGUUUAUCGAUGGGAAAGAAAUCGUAAGCAACAGGAAACUCUCCAAGCUUUACAGUACCCUGCAGCUACGUAGUUGUAUCUAUAUAAGAUGAUGUUCCUGUUUGUAUGAUUCUUGUCUUUAUUUUAAGGUUCUACUGUAGUACAUUAUAUAAUUUCCAAUCCAGCUUGACUUUUUUGCAACCACAUUCUGCACUGCUAACUUACCGUACUUAA
Molecule: messenger RNA, 1952 nt
Organism: Homarus americanus (American lobster)
Lineage: Eukaryota; Metazoa; Arthropoda; Malacostraca; Decapoda; Nephropidae
Exons: 2
Coding region: 115-1812 (565 amino acids)
Source: RefSeq, a predicted model, not a curated record